Molecule: messenger RNA, 528 nt
Organism: Microthlaspi erraticum
Lineage: Eukaryota; Viridiplantae; Streptophyta; Magnoliopsida; Brassicales; Brassicaceae
Source: the annotation of a GenBank genome assembly
AUGGGGCAUAAGGAGCAUGGAGGGACUUGGCACAUGGAAGCAGCUCAACUGGGCACGCAAGGGAAGAAGGGAGAAGCCAUCUUGAAGACCAGCUCGACCGUCUACUCGACCAACCGGUCGAGUUCCUCAACUCGACCGGCCAAGCUUCAACUCGAUCGAGCUGGGAAGUCAAAAUCCUGGAUUAUUUGCUUUAUAUUUGCACUUGCUUAUUUCAAUAAUAGCGCUUAUCUUGCUAAAGCUGAUCAGAGAAUUGGAAUCCGUAUUGAGGUCUCUGACACUGGAAAUGACCAGUUUCAGCAUUUGGUAGAGCAGAUUCUAGCUUGUGGAGUUAGACACGAGCUGCUUCCUGAAGUAGACAAACAGAGACAUCAUCUCCCUUCAAGCAAAGUUUUAAACAGAAAAACAAAGGCAGUGUUCGUCUCAUCUUCUUCUUCUUCUUCUUCAGGGUAUUUUGAGAGCAUCAGGGACGUAUAUUGGGAAAACCCGGCAGUGAGGGGAGAGAUAAUCAGUGUUUACAUUUAUGUUUAG